AUGGCUUCCUCUUCUUCUUCUUCUUCUUCUUCAACAGAGCAAACGAAAUUCUCCGUCUUAGUCAGUCUCUUCAACUGGAUUUCAAAGACCAAAACUUCCUCCAGAAAACGCUCUAAAUUCCGCAAGUUCCUAGAUACUUUCUGCUCUCCUUCCGAUUACUUCUCCGCCAUUCGCCUUAUCCUCCCUAACCUCGACCGCGAACGCGGCACUUACGGUCUCAAGGAAUCAGUUCUCGCCGUUUCCCUCAUUGACGCUCUCGGCAUGUCUAGGGAUUCUCCUGACGCUUUGAAGUUGAUUAAUUGGCGUAAAGGAGGCCCCAAGACUACUGGUGCUAAUGCCGGCAAUUUCCCUCUCGUUGCCGCCGAAAUGUUGCAGCGGAGGCAAGGAAUGGCUUCGGGUGGGGUGACGAUUGGGGAGCUAAAUGAGUUGCUUGAUAAGUUGGCGUCUAGUGAAAAUAGGGCAGAGAAAACUGCAGUACUUGCUACUUUGAUAACGAAGACAAAUACGCAGGAAAUGAAGUGGAUUAUUAUGAUUCUUCUUAAAGAUUUGAAGUUGGGGAUUAGUGAAAAGAGUAUAUUUCAUGAAUUUCAUCCGGAUGCAGAAGACUUGUUUAAUGUUACAUGUGACUUGAAAUUAGUUUGUGAAAAGCUGAAGGAUCGAAAUCAAAGGCAUAAACGUCAGGACAUUGAAGUUGGAAAAGCUGUGCGUCCUCAGCUAGCUAUGAGAGUUAGUGAUGCACAUGCUGCAUGGAAAAAGCUACAUGGGAAGGAAGUGGUGGUGGAAUGUAAAUUUGAUGGUGAUCGCAUCCAAAUACAUAAGAAUGGUGCAGAAGUACAUUAUUUCUCAAGGAACUUUCUAGAUCACUCUGAAUAUGCUCAUGGAAUGUCGGACAUUAUUGUACAAAAUGUUUUGGAUGAGAGGUGUAUUCUUGAUGGUGAAAUGCUGGUCUGGGAUACUUCUUUGAAUCGGUUUGCUGAGUUUGGCUCAAAUCAGGAAAUAGAUGUUGCUUUUGAUAUUCUUUAUGUUGGAGACACAAGUGUGAUUCACCGAACCUUGAAGGAAAGGCAGGAGCUACUCCGUAAAGUUGUCAAGCCAGUGAAGGGUCGUUUAGAGAUCAUUGUACCUGAUGGGGGUCUUAAUGCUCACCGUCUUCCUGGUAGCGAAAGGGAACCUUGUUGUUCGCUCAUUGCUUAUAACGUGGAUGACAUUGAGAAGUUUUUUAAGGAAACCAUUGAAAACAGGGCUGAAGGUAUUGUGCUAAAAGACCUUGGUUCCAAAUGGGAACCAAGUGAUCGGAGUGGAAAGUGGUUGAAACUUAAGCCUGAGUACAUUCGUGCUGGUUCUGAUUUGGAUGUUCUUAUCAUAGGGGGAUACUAUGGUUCGGGACGUCGUGGAGGAGAGGUGGCUCAAUUUUUGUUGGGCCUAGCAGAGCGUCCUGCUCCUAAUAUGUACCCGAGGCGAGUGGGCAAUGGGCUGUCAGAUGAGGAGCUGGAUACUGUUGUCUCCAAACUAAAGCCUUAUUUUAGGAAAAAUGAAUACCCAAAGAAGUCACCACCAAGUUUUUAUCAAGUUACUAAUAAUUCAAAAGAGAGACCAGAUGUGUGGAUUGAAAACCCUGACAAAUCAAUAAUACUUUCCAUUACUAGUGAUAUUCGGACCAUAAGUUCUGAGGUAUUUGCUGCUCCAUACAACUUGAGAUUUCCACGUAUUGAUAGAGUGCGAUAUGACAAGCCUUGGCAUGAAUGUCUUGAUGUGCAGUCAUUUGUAGAGUUAGUAAAUUCAAGUAAUGGUACCACACAAAAUGGGAAAGAGUACAGAGGUGUGCAAGAUAACAAACCAACAGGCAUGAAAUCCUCCAGAAAAGGAGAGAAAAAGAGCGUGUACUUCCUCUUCCUCUCUGAUUGUUCAAAGAAGAAGUUACAGGAAGAAAUUGAUGAAUUUUCGGAUUCUUACUACUGGGACCUUGAUCUUUCAGGCAUCAAACAGCUUUUGAGCAACAUAAAUACAUCAGAAGAUGCCAAAGCAAUAGACUACUUUAAGAAAAAGUACUGCCCGGAGGAAAAAUGGUCUCUAUUUCAUGGCUGCUGUGUAUAUUUUCACAUUUCAGAAGAGUCUUUAACACCCGAUUGGGAAUCCUUGUUGGGACUUGCACUUAGGAGGUUGAAGCUUGAAAUUUUCAUGGGUGGUGGCAAAGUCAGCAAUAAUCUUGCUCAUGCUACUCAUUUGGUGGUCCUGACCAUACCAGCAUCUGAUGUGGAUUUUGAUUCCCUUGUGAAAAGUUUUACAGCUGGAGAAAAACAUUUUCUCCUGAAUAAGAGGUUGUAUGUGGUUGGAUCUCAAUGGUUGGAGGACUCUUUGAAGAGGGUGCAAAAGUUGCCGGAGGAUGCAUAUAACUUGAAGCCCUCUGGUUUGGAAGAGUCAAACUUUAAAGAAUUUGUAUGUGACCUAGUUAUAGAAGAAGCCUCUCCCAUUUUAGAAGGUGCAGGAAAUGAGAGAUUGCAAUCAGUUCUUGACAGUAAAGCCAAGGAGAAAGGAGGCAAAGCUGCUUUGAAAGAUUCUAAUAUAUUGUUCUCACCAAAAAAGGAGACAAGGAAAAGAGGGAGGCCUGCUGGUGGGAGCACAAAGAAAGGAAAGCUAGGUGUUGGCCAAGCUCGAAGAACACGUGCACGCAUAACAAACAAGCCAGCAAAAAUAUGUGAAGAGGAUUCAGAUGCAAGUGGUUCACAUGAUGAUAAAAAUGAAGAAAACGAAAUGAGUGAAGGAAAUGCGGAAAUUCAUGGAGGGAGGCCUGCUCGUGGGAGCACAAAGGAAGGAAAAAUAGGUGUCGGCCAAGUUCAAAGAACACGGGCACGUAUAGCGAACAAGCCUGCUAAAAUAACUGAAGAGAAAUCAGACGAAAGCUGUUCACAUGAUGAUAAAAAUGAAAACCAAGUGAGUGAAGAAAAUGAUGAAAUUCAUAGAGGAAGGCCUGCUGGUGGGAGCACAGAGAAAGGGAAAACAGGUGCUGGCCAAGCUCGAAGAAGACGCGCACGUAUAACAAACAAGCCUGCUAAAAUAUCUGAAGAGAAAUCAGAUGAAAGCUGUUCACAUGAUGAUAAGAACGAAGAAAACAGAAUGAGUGAACGAACUGAUGAAAUUCAUGAACCAGUGAGGAAGCCCAAUUUGGAUAUCGAACAAACUACAAUCUUGGAAGAUUCAGAGUCAUCGCAUAGAGGUAAAGCAAAGGAGAAGACUGCUGAAGAGAACAGACACAAAGAAUGGUUGGAUGAGGCUCCUGAUGUUGAAAUGACUGAGAGGCGUUAUGACCGGGUGAGUGAGAAGCCUGAGAAACUAGAACUAAUGGCUGAUCCAGUUCAUGCCAUGUUAAUGGACAUGAUUCCAAGCCUUGGCAUGAAGAAGGUGGAAACCAUAAAUCCAACUCUUGAUAAUAAAAAUCGAGCUGAAGAUCCCUAUGCUCGGCCAAGCCUCAGUACAAUGGUGGAAAAUAUAAAUCCAACUCCUGAUAGCGAAAAGCCAGCCGAAGAUACCAGCGCCCAGCCAGUGAAGAAGAAAAAAGUCAGCUUCAAAGAUCUUGCUGCCAAACUUCUCAAGGAUUAG
Molecule: messenger RNA, 3597 nt
Organism: Dovyalis caffra
Lineage: Eukaryota; Viridiplantae; Streptophyta; Magnoliopsida; Malpighiales; Salicaceae
Source: the annotation of a GenBank genome assembly